AUGAAAAGCCUAUCUGCAUCCAAAGAGUGUGACGGCUUUGGCGACAGAGAGAUCCGGGACAUUGCCAGUCAGAUCAUGAUGCUGGACGUGAGCGUGUCCCAGCUGUCCAAUCUGCAUCCUGCCCUGGCCACCGGAGUCACGCAGAAGCAGAGUGAGGUGAAGGACUGCUGGGCACUUCUUCAUAAAGUCUUCAGGAGCGACAGGACCAUGCUCUCUCCCACUGGUUCCACUUUCACCAGGGAAGACGCUGACCCCCUGACACCGGCAUGUGAACCCCAGGGCAAUGUGGGAACAGAGACACAAAGGAUCAUGGGAAAGGAGGUGAAGGAGGAGCAGAAUCGUCUGAAAGGCUGUGUGAGUACUGUUGAAUGUGAGAAUGGCAGGAGAGCGCUGUGCAGCCAGAGCCAGGAGCAGCCAUCAGUGAACCACACCUCUCCGCCCGUGGGAGACAGCCCCUCGUGUGCGAAUGAUGUCAUCAUCAGACAUCAACUGAAGGCGGAAAGCAGGAAGCCCAAAGCGGAGCCCAAACUCGCCGCUGCCCCUCCAGGCCACCCACAGCUCCACAUGCAGCUUCAGAAGUUCACCAUAUCUGCUGACAAGACUCUGUCCUGGCUGAAAGACAACGUGUCCAUGGCCACGCAGGUGUGUUCCAUCGCCGGCUUCGAGGGCCUGGAGGCAGCCAGGAGGUGUCAGCACACCCUGGAGCGAGACAUCCUCACCAACAGAGCCAGGAUAGAGGUGGUGAAAAGGGAGGGCCGCGGGCUGGUCCGAGCUCAGCACCCCGGCAGCGCCAGGAUCGAGGAGUUCCUCGGCCAGCUGGAAGUCCUAUGGGAAGAACUGCGGAGGAGGCACCAGAGGAACGCUGUGUUUCUGCAGGCCUCAGAGGAGCUGGGUUUUAGGGUUGUGAAAGUGCUGCAGGCCCUGGGCAGCCUGGAGGCCUGGCUGGAGUCCGUCGAACUCUCCAUGAAGGAAUCUGCACUUGCCGGUGACCCUGAAACAAUGAGCGUGGCUGAGAGGGAGAGCUGUUUGCUGGAGAAAGAGGUGGCAGCGCGCAGCCUGGAGCUCGGCGCUCUGAGGCAAGAGGUGGACCUCCUUCACGGCCACAGUCACCCGCUCACACAGUGGCUGCCAGCGCGCAUGGAUGAGGUGGAAAGAAAGUACCAUCGUGUCCAGAGCGCCCUGACCCAGCAGAGCUCAGAGCUGCAGGACACACGAAUGCUGACGGAGUUCCUGGAGCGCGUGGAGCUGGAGGAGAGCCAGGACGGUUGCCGGUACAGCCUGGGCCAG
Paralichthys olivaceus (Japanese flounder) is the source of this 1287-nucleotide messenger RNA. The record is from RefSeq and is a predicted model, not a curated record. NCBI's taxonomy places the organism in Eukaryota, Metazoa, Chordata, Actinopteri, Pleuronectiformes, Paralichthyidae.